CGCAGAGGGCGAGAGGCAGUCUGGGAAGCGGCGCCAUAUUGGCGUCGGCCGCGCUGUAUUGUCAUAAAUAGAGCCGGUUUUGUGGUGUUUCCACUACUCAGUUGGAUGCCUCGGCCACAGUAAGUGAGAAAGUGAACGGGCCAGCGAGCUACCAGCGACCAGAGCACAGUGGACAAGGGGAAAAGGGAAGAGCAAGAACAGGACUCCAAAGCGAAAGACACUUGCUGAGGAGGGAGACGCAGGAAGCGAUGAAAGAGAUGUCUGCAAAUACCAUGCUGGAUAGCCAGCGUCAACAAAAGCAUUACGGAAUUACCUCUCCAAUUAGUUUGGCAUGUCCUAAGGAAAUCGAUCAUAUUUAUACACAGAAAUUAAUUGAUGCCAUGAAACCAUUUGGGGUCUUUGAAGAUGAGGAAGAACUGAACCACAGGCUGGUUGUUCUUGGCAAAUUGAACAAUUUAGUAAAAGAGUGGAUUUCUGAUGUCAGUGAGAGUAAGAAUCUUCCACCUUCUGUUGUGGCUACUGUUGGUGGUAAAAUUUUUACGUUUGGAUCCUACAGGCUUGGAGUACACACCAAAGGAGCUGACAUUGAUGCACUUUGUGUAGCUCCAAGACAUGUGGAAAGAUCUGAUUUUUUUCAAUCUUUUUUUGAAAAAUUAAAACAUCAAGAUGGCAUCAGAAACUUAAGAGCUGUAGAAGAUGCAUUUGUACCUGUUAUAAAAUUUGAAUUUGAUGGUAUUGAAAUUGAUCUAGUCUUUGCAAGACUGGCAAUACAAACCAUAUCAGAUAAUUUAGAUCUAAGAGACGACUCUCGCCUGAGAAGCCUUGAUAUAAGGUGUAUUCGCAGCUUAAAUGGAUGUAGAGUUACUGAUGAAAUUUUGCAUUUAGUGCCAAAUAAAGAAACAUUUAGACUCACUCUCAGAGCAGUCAAAUUAUGGGCAAAACGACGUGGUAUUUAUUCCAACAUGCUGGGAUUCCUUGGUGGUGUCUCCUGGGCAAUGCUAGUUGCAAGAACUUGCCAGUUAUAUCCAAACGCAGCAGCUUCUACUUUAGUUCAUAAGUUCUUUUUAGUUUUUUCCAAGUGGGAAUGGCCAAAUCCAGUGCUGCUGAAACAACCAGAAGAAAGUAAUUUGAACCUACCCGUGUGGGAUCCUCGGGUAAAUCCAUCAGAUAGGUAUCAUCUCAUGCCCAUAAUCACCCCUGCCUACCCACAACAGAAUUCUACGUAUAAUGUGUCCACAUCAACUCGAACAGUAAUGGUAGAAGAAUUUAAACAAGGUCUUGCAGUCACAGAUGAAAUUCUUCAAGGGAAAUCAGAUUGGUCCAAACUACUUGAGCCACCAAAUUUCUUUCAAAAAUAUAGACAUUACAUAGUAUUAACUGCCAGUGCAUCAACAGAAGAAAAUCACUUAGAGUGGGUUGGAUUAGUAGAAUCUAAAAUUCGUGUGCUUGUUGGAAACUUGGAACGGAAUGAAUUUAUUACUCUUGCCCAUGUGAAUCCCCAGUCAUUCCCAGGAAAUAAGGAACAUCAUAAAGACAACAAUUACAUAUCAAUGUGGUUCCUCGGAAUAAUAUUUCGGAGAGUAGAAAAUGCAGAAAGUGUUAACAUAGACUUGACAUAUGAUAUACAGUCUUUUACUGAUACAGUGUACAGGCAGGCAAACAAUAUAAACAUGCUAAAGGAGGGAAUGAAAAUUGAAGCAACUCAUGUAAAGAAAAAACAGCUUCAUCACUACCUUCCAGCAGAGAUUCUUCAAAAGAAGAAAAAGCAAAGUCUCUCUGAUGUUAAUCGAAGCUCAGGUGGACUUCAAUCCAAAAGGUCAUCUCUGGAUAGCAAUUGUUUGGAUAGCUCUAGAGACACUGAUAAUGGAACACCUUUUAAUUCCCCAGUGUCUACAAAUAAGCCUUCCAAGCCUGAUAGUCCUCCUUCAGGAGAAACAGAAAGGAACAGUGCUGAGCCUGCUGCUGUAAUUGUGGAGAAGCCACUGAGUGUCCCACCAGCUCAAGGACUAUCUAUUCCAGUCAUUGGUGCAAAAGUUGACUCUACAGUAAAAGCUGUUUCACCUCCUGCUGUGUGUACCAUUCCUACUGUGGUAGGACGAAAUGUCAUUCCUAGAAUCACAACACCUCACAACCCUGCCCAGGGACAACCACAUCUAAAUGGAAUAUCAAAUAUAGCUAAGAACAUUACACCCAAGAGAUCCCAUUCCCCAUCCAUAGACGGUACUUCAAAGAGGUUGAAAGACAUAGAAAAGUUUAUUCGACUUGAAUCAACAUAUAAGGACUCUCACACUGCUGAAGAGAGAAAAAGAAAAUCUGUGGAUCCCAUUGGAGGAGAAUCUAUGCCUAUUCCAACUAUUGAUACAUCACGCAAAAAGAGACUACCCAGUAAAGAACUUCCAGAUUCAUCAUCUCCAGUUCCAGCAAAUAACAUCCGUGUCAUUAAAAAUUCCAUUCGACUGACCCUUAAUCGCAACUGGCUCUGGAGAAAAUAACGUAUCAAAGAGAAGCAAUUAUCUGCUAGUUUCAACCUUAGAGACUUUAAACCAAUUUGAGAUAGAAGGUAUGUGACUUAAACUCUUGUCCAGUUGGGGCAGGAGAAUUCAUUUUUAAAGUUCUAUUGGUCCUUAAAAUAAGAGCAACUUUGUUUUAAGGCAGUCAUUUAGUAACAUUAUUAAAAUGCGUACUUUAGUAGUGAUUAGGGAAGGAUGGACCGUGUCAAAAAUGGGCUAUUUAAAAAAAAAAAAAAAGGGCUAUUUUCCACCAUGUCCCACAGCUUUGAAAUAGAAAUUGUUAACUUGAGGAUCAUGAACCAUUAGGGAAUCCUUAAGUAACUGGAUAUAAGUUAUUUGUAUGCAUUUUUCUGAGUUCAUAGCUUUCCUCAGUUUCUCAGAGUAGUUCAUGACCCAAAUGGGAGAGGGGAGAAGAACCACCAGAAAUUAAUAAUCUGGGAUAUUUUGAAUUUCCUACAUUUGGUUUUGCUAUGGUACUUUUCUGAAAAUGUGCUAUGGCUCUUAACUGAUAGAGGACACUGAAACACCAAAUCUCUCUCUAAGGUUCUUUCUAUACUUCAAAUGGAUGUCAUAACAUCAUCAAAAUGAAAAAUGCUUACUUACCAGAUUUACAAAUGUCUUUUAAGUUAACUUAGGUUCAUUAAUAGGGUCAAGCUUAAGUUCAACAGGUUUUUGCCUGAGAUUGAUCAACAGCCUAGAAUGAUCAUUAGACAUGAUUUUUUAAAAAAAUCAUUAAAAGAUCCUAAUCUUUUGAGUUCUACAGUAUUAAAAUUCUCUCUCCUUCAUGUUUGUGGUUCAGGCCAGAACAAACUGAGCAGACCAGUAGAAGAUACUGAGUUAAAAAAAAUUUUUCUGAAUAAAUAAAAUUGUGUGGAUUUAAAUAAACAACUGCCCCUUAAAUCAUCCUAAGUUUCGAAUUUAAAUUGGUCAUGAUGAUAGUAACAAAUACACAUGAUGGAAGAAAACAACCAGUCUCAAUAAUGGUAACUCUUUCCUUAGGAUUUUUUAAAAGAAUUGUCCAAGGUCACAUCUUCCCAAGUGGCCUAUUUUUUUUUUUAAGUAAGUUUUCUGAUAUAAUUUUAUAUUUGAAAUAAGUUGAACAUAAAAUUAUCAUCUGGCUUGCUAUAAUUUUUAAGCUAUUGCUGCAUUUUUGCAAUACCCACGUAAUUACCUUAUAAAGUACUUAGGCUAUCUUUGAGGUCAAUGGUGCUACAUCACUCCACAGUGUUAUGUAAAAUAAAUGCAGCCACUUUUCCUUUUGAGAUAGCUGUUUGUGUAGUCCAUAUUAAUUUUUCCUGCUUUUCUUUUGGAUUGUCUUAUUAGUUGUACACAUGAGUCUCAUUAUUUGUCUGGAAUAAGUAAUCAAAUAAACUUGCUUUCAUAAAUAGGUGAUGAUUGAGUGAUAUUAUUUGGGAGAAAAGUACAGCAAGUCUUCAUUUAGCUG
Messenger RNA from Tupaia belangeri chinensis (Chinese tree shrew), 3954 nucleotides. RefSeq names its product poly(A) polymerase gamma (gene PAPOLG). Gene Ontology annotation, biological process: RNA 3'-end processing. Gene Ontology annotation, cellular component: nucleus. The transcript has 23 exons. The record is from RefSeq and is a predicted model, not a curated record. The coding region runs from base 249 to 2492 and encodes 747 amino acids. NCBI's taxonomy places the organism in Eukaryota, Metazoa, Chordata, Mammalia, Scandentia, Tupaiidae. Gene Ontology annotation, molecular function: poly(A) RNA polymerase activity; RNA binding.